Molecule: messenger RNA, 981 nt
Organism: Laetiporus sulphureus 93-53
Lineage: Eukaryota; Fungi; Basidiomycota; Agaricomycetes; Polyporales; Laetiporaceae
Exons: 2
Coding region: 1-981 (326 amino acids)
Source: RefSeq, a predicted model, not a curated record
AUGUCGCCUCUACCACCUAAGCCGCUUCCUUCCUUCAAAAGGAACAGCGCUGCAUCGACCGGCAAAGCGCCUCAAGUACACAACGGGAUUGUUUCGCCCAAUGGACGUUAUCACCCUUACAGUCAUGACCCCAGACGCACUUGUCGUCUAACAGCAAGCAACCUACUCAUUGCAAGGCCCGACGACCCUCGCUCAGACCUACAGAAACUUCGCUCUAAGGUCAGCUUGUGGACCGAAGCAAUUCCCAGAGACGCAUCUGACCCAUCCAUCCCCAUUUACAAACCUUACUGGUGGUCUAACGACGAUGCCACUGCCGUACUCGCUUUCGCCUUCUCCCAGGACUAUCACCCUUGUGGGAUUCAUGAAAAUCCCAAAGGAACACUUCCCGAGAACAUUGCGCUGACUGUAUGCGCUACUAUUCAGCGUUACAAAGUCUUGCAGCAGCCCCAUAUCGCUGCCAAAUUCACGGAAGCACAGAUUCAGUGUCGCGAUCACAUUCUGCGACAUCUAGGAGCACUAAACGAGAGGAUUGGACGAGGCGAUGACUUCACGUUCGUCGAUAGACGCAUCGCCAUCAAGCUUUGCGUGGGACUAGGAAAGAUUUCGUUCAGAGGAAUCAAUAAGGAGCAGGAACGCAUAGGGAGAGACAUUUAUAACCUUGGAGGCGUUGCGUUCCCAGGAGGACAUACUGCAAGUGAACCUUCUGACCCAUGGAGGAGUAACACCCCCUCCACAUCAUCUAAAGCAGGACCAGCUGCCCCUGCGGAAGAACUCCACAACAGCAGCACACCCAAGGCGUUGGGAGUAGUCAGAAAUCUGUCGCCCACCACCCUGCCAGAAUUCACCACAUCUCAGACUUGGGAAUGGCAGGGGAUCCCUUACGCAACAAUCGAGGAGGCUGCAGAUGCCGCCGCACCUGACACCAUUCUAAGAGACGUAAAGGAAUGGACAAUGAAUGUGGUGCGAGCAUUCAUCAUGUGA